Messenger RNA from Salvia splendens (bonfire salvia), 6129 nucleotides. Its product is annotated as protein TSS. Bases 216 to 5729 code for a protein of 1837 amino acids. NCBI's taxonomy places the organism in Eukaryota, Viridiplantae, Streptophyta, Magnoliopsida, Lamiales, Lamiaceae. The transcript has 23 exons. Gene Ontology annotation, biological process: organelle organization. Gene Ontology annotation, cellular component: cytoplasm. The record is from RefSeq and is a predicted model, not a curated record. Gene Ontology annotation, molecular function: protein binding.
CUAUCUUAUUCAAUAUCCCCUAAAAAAAUCACUAAAAUUUACAACUCUCUCUCGGCCUCUCGCUCUUGGCCCGGCCUACUUCCCGAGCUCUCACCUCUUAGAGUAACACUAAAUAUGUGUAUGUGAUUAUUUCCAGAAUUCAAUCUCUUCAUUCCUUUUCCCAGCUCUGUUCCACAUUGUUUCUUCUAAAAAAAUAAUACUUAAUCAAGCAUACAAUGGCUCCUAAAACCGGUAAGACUAAACCCCACAAAGCCAAAGGAGACAAGAAGAAGAAAGAAGAGAAAGUUUUACCAGCUGUAAUAGAAAUAACUGUAGAGACACCAGAGGAUUCACAAGUCACAUUGAAGGGAAUAUCAACGGAUAGGAUCUUAGAUGUCAGGAAACUAUUGGCUGUCCAUGUUGAAACGUGUCACUUGACCAAUUACUCUCUGUCCCACGAGGUUCGUGGUGCAAGAUUAAACGAUUCAGUGGAGAUUGUAGCUCUCAAGCCAUAUUACCUCACUAUCGUCGAAGAGGAGUACACAGAACGGUAUGCUGUGGAUCAUAUUAGACGGCUCUUAGAUAUUGUCGCCUGCACAACCCACUUCACCGGUUCACUCACUUCUCCAAAAACCGGAACUAAAGAACCCGGUUCUCCUCACUCGAUUUCCGGUUCCCACAAUGCAGCUCCGAAGCCCAAUUCCGCCGUUUCGACCACGCCGGAGGUUUCGGAUGCGGCGGCGAAGGGCGAAACCGCGGCGUCGGUAAUGUACCCUCCGCCGAGGGUGGGGCAGUUCUACGACUUCUUCUCGUUCUCUCACCUGGCUCCACCUAUUCAAUAUAUUAGGAGGUCAAGUCGACCGUUCUUUGAGGAGAAAACAGAUGAGGAUUUGUUUCAAAUUGAUGUACGGAUUUCCACCGGGAAGGCAACAACAAUAGUUGCCUCUCGAAAAGGUUUUUAUCCGGCUGGAAAGCGUAAUCUUGUAAGCCACUCAUUAGCUGGUCUUUUGAAGCAGAUAAGCAGAGUUUUUGAUUCUGCAUUUAAGGCUCUUAUGACAGCUUUCACUGAGCACAACAGAUUUGGGAAUCUUCCAUAUGGUUUUCGAGCAAACACUUGGUUAGUACCCUCUCUUGUUAGUGAGAAUCCCUCUGUGUUCCCUCCACUUCCUAUUGAAGAUGAGAGUUGGGGAGGAAGUGGAGGCGGACAAGGAAGAGAUGGGAAGCACGAGGACAGGCUGUGGGCAAAGGACCUCGCUAUAUUGGCAGCAAUGCCGUGUAAAACUCCUGAGGAGCGCCAACUAAGAGAUAGGAAAGCCUUUCUCGUUCACAGUCUACUUGUUGAUGUUUCAGUUUUCAAAGCUGUUGCUGCAAUAAAGCAGCUAAUAGACAACAAUCAGCAGUCUGCAAGCAAUUCUGGUUCACCAAUUUUACACGAGGAAAGAAUUGGAGACCUACUCAUUAGCGUCACAAAAGAUCCCCCAGAUGGAAGCACCAAGUUGGAUAGCAAAAAUGAUGGGAGCAAUGUUCUUGGAAUCAUACACGAAGAAGUAACUCAAAGAAACUUGCUGAAAGGCAUAACUGCAGAUGAAAAUGCAACAGUACAUGAUACUUCUACUUUAGGUGUUGUCGUUGUUAGACACUGUGGGCACACAGCCAUUGUUAAAGUGACAGCGGAGGUAAAUUGGAACGGCAAAGCCAUUCCUCAGGAUGUUAACAUUGAAGACCAUCCUGAAGGAGGAGCCAAUGCAUUAAAUAUUAAUAGCUUAAGAAUGCUGUUGCACAAAUCCACGCCCCAAUCGCCCAACACAGUUCAAAGAGUUCCAAGUGCUAAUAUGGAGGAAUUAGGCUCCAGUUUGCCUUUGGUAAAGCAGGUGCUAACCAAGAGUUUAAAGACACUUCAGGAAGAUGAUUCAACUCUUAAAAAGUCGAUUAGAUGGGAGCUUGGUGCAUGUUGGGUGCACCACUUGCAAAAUCAGGCUUCAGGUAAAGAUGAGCCUAAAAAGAAUGAAGAGGUUAAAGUUGAGCCAGCUGUCAAGGGUCUUGGAAAGAAUGCUGGGUUGCUGAAGGAUAUGAAAAAGAAGUCAGAUGACCAAAUAAAUAAAUCUGACCCGAACAAGGAAGUUUCUGCUAAUUGCAAUGUUGAUGCAAACAAGGACUUUGGAAAUGCGGACAAGGAGAUUAUGUGGAAAAAUUUGCUUCCCGAAUCAUCAUAUAUGCGCCUUAAAGAAUCAGAAACUGGUCUUCACCUCAAGUCACCUGAAGAGUUGAUUGCGAUGGCACACAAAUACUAUGCUGAAACUGCCCUUCCAAAAUUGGUUACUGAUUUCGGGUCACUCGAGCUUUCACCAGUUGAUGGUAGGACACUGACAGAUUUCAUGCACACUAGGGGUUUGCGGAUGUGCUCCUUGGGCCGUGUGGUCGAACUAGCAGACAAGCUCCCUCAUGUUCAGUCCCUUUGUAUUCACGAGAUGGUUGUUCGAGCUUAUAAGCAUAUCCUUCAGGCUGUUAUAGCAGCAGUUGAUGAUAUUGCUAAUAUGGCUUCAUCAAUUGCUUCUUGUCUGAAUUUGUUGCUGGGAACACCUGCCACACAAUAUGGCGAGGCAGAUAUAAAUAGUGAUGAUGAAUUGAAAUGGAAGUGGGUCAAGACAUUCCUUUUCAAGAGGUUUGCCUGGCAAUGGAAGGAUGAGGCACGCAAAGAUAUACGAAAGUUUGCUAUUCUUCGUGGUCUCUGCCACAAGGUUGGGCUUGAACUUGUUCCGAGAGACUAUGAUAUGGAUUCUCCCUUCCCAUUCAAGAAAUCCAAUAUAAUUAGCUUGGUGCCUAUUUAUAAACAUGUUGCUUGCUCAUCUGCCGAUGGACGUACACUUUUGGAAUCAUCCAAGACUUCCUUGGACAAGGGAAAAUUGGAGGAUGCUGUUAAUUAUGGAACAAAGGCACUCGCGAAACUGGUUUCUGUCUGUGGUCCUUAUCAUCGCAUGACAGCAGGGGCAUAUAGUCUGUUGGCUGUGGUGCUCUACCACACUGGGGAUUUUAAUCAGGCUACCAUUUACCAGCAAAAAGCUUUAGAUAUCAACGAGAGAGAGCUUGGUCUGGAUCAUCCAGACACAAUGAAGAGCUAUGGAGAUUUAGCUGUCUUCUACUAUAGACUCCAGCACACUGAGCUGGCACUGAAAUAUGUCAACCGUGCAUUGUAUCUCCUGCAUCUAACUUGCGGGCCUUCCCACCCAAAUACUGCUGCCACCUAUAUUAACGUUGCUAUGAUGGAAGAAGGUCUGGGGAAUGUCCAUGUUGCUCUUAGAUAUCUCCAUGAGGCCCUCAAGUGUAACCAAAGACUUCUAGGAGCUGAUCAUAUACAAACAGCAGCCAGUUAUCAUGCUAUUGCAAUUGCUCUCUCUUUGAUGGAAGCAUAUUCCCUGAGUGUUCAGCAUGAACAGACCACUCUUCAGAUACUGCAGGCUAAACUAGGAUCAGAAGAUCUACGUACACAGGAUGCUGCUGCAUGGCUGGAAUAUUUUGAGUCCAAGGCACUGGAGCAGCAAGAAGCUGCACGCAAUGGCACUCCAAAACCAGACGCCUCCAUCUCUAGCAAAGGCCAUUUGAGUGUUUCGGACCUAUUGGACUACAUAACCCCUGAUGCAGAGAUGAAAGCUAGAGAAGCCCUAAAGAAGCAAGCUCGUGCCAAGCUCAAGGGAAAGAUUAGUCCAAACUCGGAAACUGUGAUGGAUGAAUAUCAAAAGGGUGAGUUCACAUUGGAAAGUGAACCUGUGGCAGAGAACUCCAGUGAUAAAGAAAAUAGAUCUGGAGUGGAAAACAAAUCUGAGCCUCAGUUUUUGGACAAGAUUAAAAAUACGGAUUCAUUUGUAGGAGAGAAAACAUCGUUGGACCAAAAUGAAAAUGUUGAAAAGGACGAUAUCUCGGAAGAAGGAUGGCAAGAGGCUAAGGGGCGCUCUCUUAUGGGACGCAAGCCCUCUGCUUCCAGGAGGCCAAGCCUUGCAAAAUUGAACACCAACUUUUUGGUUUCUUCUCAUCCAUCUAAGUCUAGAGGUAAACCAAAUAGUUUCAGCUCUCCUAGAACAAGUCCAAAUGAAAGCGCAGCUUCAUCUGGUCUGGGUCCACAGGGUCCUAAAAAGUUUGUCAAGAGUGCUAGCCUCAAGAUGAAGCCGAACGGUCCUUCUUCACCAGCUAGUGCCAAAGAGAAAUUGACUGGCACAAAAUCAGCUCCUAAUAGUCCUAUCCUAGGUUUUGAUGAAGUUGCUAAAGCUUCUAUUGUUAGUUCAAGUGUUCAUGCUGCUGGAAAGCUUUUCUCGUACAAAGAGGUUGCUUUAGCUCCACCAGGUACUAUUGUAAAGGCUAUUGUGGAGAAGAAAUCUGGGGAGAGCUGUGCAGAAAAUCUGAUGGCAAUCAAGGAGACGAGUAGCUUUGAUACGACAUUAUCCACAUCAAAGAAAGUGGAGGCUGAUCAAAUUCAAAAACUGGUGGUUGAGGUAAAAGAGAUGAAUGGAACUAGGAAGGAGGAGCAGCAACAUGCAACUAAAGGUGCUUUUGAAAAUUCAAAAGAUAAUGUAACUGGUAGUGAACUAGAAACUACAGUUGAACCAAUGGAAGCUGACAAUGGGCUCAAACCAAGCUCAGGAGCUGUGGCUUCUACUGCUUCCAAUAAAGAAGCAUCAGAAACUCAAGUUGUGGCCAAUCUUGGAUCUCCAUCAGACCCUACAGAUACUACCGCUCAGUUGUUGGAGAAUGAUGCCUCUGGUUUGAAAGAAAAGAUGGUGGAGGAAGAAAACAAGGCUAGUUCGUGUAAUGAAAGUGAAAGUGUAGGUUUGCUGACGGAUGAGGAAGGGAACCAAGCAAAUGGAAGUGGCGCUUUGUCGCCCACUGAAGCUGAAAAGCAAGUCGAUACAGAGAUUGCAAAGGAAACAUCCAAGAAACUAUCUGCUGCAGCUCCUCCAUACACUCCGUCGAUGGUUCCAGUUUUUGGAUCUAUACCACUACCUGGCUAUACAGAGCAUGGUGGAAUAUUGCCACAUCCAGUGAAUAUAGCACCAGUGCUUACAGUUAACCCUGCCCGUAGGUCGCCGCAUCAAUCUGCUACUGCUAGAGUUCCAUAUGGUCCUCGCCUCUCAGGUGGCUAUAACAGAUCUGGCAGCCGUGUCCCGCGGAAUAGGCCUGCUUUCCAGAUUUCUGAAAACAACGGGGACCCAAAUCAUUUCAACACUCCAAGAAUAAUGAAUCCACACGCGAAUGAAUUUGUACCUGGCCAAUCAUGGGUUACAAGUGGCUAUUCAGUUGCUCCCAAUGGUUAUAUUGCCACACAAAAUGGCAUUCCUUUUACCUCAAAUGAGUAUCCUAUAUCACCAAAUGGAGUGGGAAUGUUACAUGAUGGCUUCCCACCAUUACCAAAUGGUAUGCCUGAAACUCAAGAUGGACUCCCAGUACCUUCAGUUGAUCCAACAGAUUAUCCCGCAGAAGAGAAUACUGAAGUUGAUGAAGAAGUGAGUCAUCAUGCCGUGGCAGACGGGAAUGUACCUGAAUCAUCGACAGACUCAACUAUAAUCCCCUUGGAAACAACUGAAGUACAGGAAAAUAUUGAUGAAAAAACUCGUUCUGAACAGACAGUAAAGAAUAAUGACUGUGAACAUGGAGGAGAGUGUACCGACGCAGAUGCAGAAUCUCCUAAUGCCAUUCCUCCAGAUGGUAAGAGCACUGACAUUGGUGGAUGUAGAAAGAAAGACAAUCAAAUCUUGGGGUGAAUACAAUGAUGUUUUUGUAGGCAAGUCUCUUCUUAAUCAGGGAAUGUUUAGUUCUGUAUGAAACCAGAAUUGUUCUAGCUCGUUUGGUGAAAAGUCAUCAAGUCAGGCAAAGCAACAGAGAGGUUGGAUCUUCAAGAACUGAUGCAGCAAUUUGCCGACAGCUCAAAUACUUCACCACGCAGUUGGAAUCGACAGGAACUGCUUUGUACCUGCUGAUCGGUUCAAUACGCGCUAACUUGUGCCGUUUUGUGAUAGUCAAGUUUUGACGUGACACUAAAUCCUCUGUAAUAAAUGGACAUAGAUUCGUAUUCUGCUCAUUUUUCAGAUACGUUUAUAUGUGAGUAAGCUUAAAUAACAGGCGACUUUUUCUGCUGAAUAUCUAUUUACUUUUGAAGAGCCA